AUGAGCUCCUACUUUGUAAACUCCUUCUCGGGGCGUUAUCCAAAUGGCCCGGACUAUCAGUUGCUAAAUUAUGGCAGUGGCAGCUCUCUGAGCGGCUCUUACAGGGAUCCCGCUGCCAUGCACACGGCUCUUACGACGUGGGGGCUGCGGGAGAAGAGGGUGCAGAGAGCGAGCUCGGAUUCGGGGCCUCUGGAGGGGGGAGGAUGGGCGCUGCAGCGAGCUGAUAUGACCGGGCCAGACGGCAAGAGGGCCCGGACCGCCUACACGCGCUACCAGACCCUGGAGCUGGAGAAGGAGUUCCACUUCAACCGCUACCUGACCCGGCGGCGGCGCAUCGAGAUCGCCCACGCGCUCUGCCUGUCCGAGCGCCAGAUCAAGAUCUGGUUCCAGAACCGCCGCAUGAAGUGGAAGAAAGAUAACAAACUGAAAAGUAUGAGCCUGGCCACAGCCGGCAGCGCCUUCCAGCCCUGAGUCCUCUGGGAGGAGCCCUGGGCGGCCCAAGAGCCCCGGCCGCCCCCAGCCCCGGCCCCUCCGAGCCUCCCCGCGCCGCCGCCGCCGCCGCCGCCCGCUGGGGACUGGAUCCCAUGCGCCUGCCUCGCCCCAGCCUUGUGUUACCAUGUUUCGUUUGGUCUUAGAUCUUCCCGUGGCUCCCUCUCUCCUGGACUGGUUGCUCUUGUUAUUAUUGUUAAUAAUGAUGAUAAUUAUUAUUUGCCCUCCCUGCUCCUGGCUCCCCUCCGCGCCCCCCACAUCCACCAGUGUUUCUGAAUGUUCGUGUCCGUGGUUGCACUCCUUCCCCCAGGAAGAAAAGAAACUCGCAUGUGUAAUGUGAACUUUCCCCUCCCCACCUUGUUCUUCUAACUUAUUUAUAAAAGGAUGAGCGCUGUAUUUUGAGUUUCAGCUGGAAACUUCUCUAAGGGGCAGCAGUGGAGGUGGGGUGGUUCCGCAGUGCCGGGCCCAGCUGAGCUGGCCUCGGAGAUGGAGUCCAUGACUGUGUUUCUUUCCGCCCUCCUCUCCCUCCGCCCUCUCCACUCCCCAGGCCCAAGUCUCUUGGUGGCUUGGUCCCGGGGUGGGAAGGGGCCAGGGAGGACCAAAGCGGUGAUGUUGAGAAGAGGGAAGGUAUAUAGUGAGAUUUGAGUUCCUGCCGCCUGGGUAGGCCCCACAGGCCUGCUCUGGGAGUGUACGGAAACAAAAAGAAUCCUCAGUGUAAAGUGUCUUGUGUAUUCCUCUGUGAAUCCAUGGGCCUGGUGUAGAGAGGCCUAACGCUUGUAAAUAUGGGGAUACUCUGGGUAGACCCAUCUCCUUCCCCCCCUUAUCCAUUUUGCUUCCAAGACUAUUUGUAGUGAGCGAGUGGAUGCUGUGCUACGUGUGAAAUCUGUCUUUGCCGGGCCUGUCUCAGUGAUUCGCUUUUGGUAUUUGUUUGUAGCUUUCCUUAAAGUCAAAUAAAUGUUUCCCCUACUC
Molecule: messenger RNA, 1458 nt
Organism: Myotis lucifugus (little brown bat)
Lineage: Eukaryota; Metazoa; Chordata; Mammalia; Chiroptera; Vespertilionidae
Gene: HOXB5
Product: homeobox B5
Exons: 3
Coding region: 1-471 (156 amino acids)
Biological process (GO): anterior/posterior pattern specification; regulation of transcription by RNA polymerase II
Cellular component (GO): nucleus
Molecular function (GO): RNA polymerase II cis-regulatory region sequence-specific DNA binding; DNA-binding transcription factor activity, RNA polymerase II-specific
Source: RefSeq, a predicted model, not a curated record